AAAUCUCACAUUGGUGCCAUUUGUGAGCGAUGUUGUUAGGCUACAUUGUAUCGUUGUUUCUUCAGAGUGCACUGGCAAUAACAAUUUCAUUUCACAGAGAAAACACGGGUUCUUCAACUUUAGCACUAGCCAAUAUCCACACAUUUUUGAAUGAUCUGAAUGAAGAUGAUGGUGAAGGGGGUGAUUGAAUUUACAAUAUACAAUUGGGGUUGGCCUCUAACCAAUUUGUUCCUGAGCUUGUAGCUACUCGGUGGGCCAGAACAUAUAGCCUACUAUCUGCCCAAUUCAUAUCCCCACAUUACACAUUUAACACAUGGUUAGUGGGAUAAUCAAUUAAAUGACAAUGUGAUCAUUUCGAUCUGAUUACAGUGGUUAAUUCACCAAUGUCUCUAUUAAUAGGCCUUUACCUACUCUAUUAAAAUAUAUUAAUCUUAAAUGUAUUUCUCCAAUGCCAAACCAGUGUGCCUUGUUUGCAACGAAACUGUUGCUGUUUGCAAAGAAUUCAAUCUGAGAUAUCAUUAUGAAUCUAAGCAUGGUACUUUCAGAAGUUGAUUUUCCACCCCAGACAUGAGGCCAAAGUCUGACGCAGAAAGCAGGUAGGCCUAUUUAAGGAGUACAUGGUGACAGUAUUUUGAGGAAAUAGCUAUAGUGACAAAUAUAUUGAUAACAUAAUUACGUCUGUCAAACGUGUGGUGGGAAAUUCUCACCAAGUUAGAGAGACUUUGUUAUUUUUUCAAACAAUCAAUCUUUAUUAAUAACAAUUGCAAUAAUGAAGCAGGUCAGUUAUGCACUCUGAUGUGUACGGCCAAGAGUUUCGAUGACACGAGUGAAGCCUUAUAUAGAUAAACUAUCUUAUGCAAGCAUAUACAAAACACGUUAUCUUGGUAUGUGUGUGGAGAAAGAGACAAAACUAGGGUAAAAGGUACAGAUGUGAAUUGGGCGUCUCGUUCUGUGGCAACAGCUAGUUAUUCUAGUCUAGUGAGUCAAAACAACAGGAAAUCACUCUAGACAGUUUCUCUGAAGUAGAUAAACGGUUUCCCAUUUUGAAAUGCAAGAAGCUAUACAGCCUUAAAAAGAUAAUUCAUUAUACAAGCAUUAAAGAGGUUUGACUAAAAUUCCCCUUCCACAGACACAUCACUGUGGAAUAGCAGCAGAGGAACCGCCUGCAAAUACAAUAUUUUGAGAGCCUCUCAAUCUGCAGUGUCUGGAUGCCGAUGGUGCAGAAGUUAGGCUACUGGUGUGUUCUUCUGAGCCAGCUUGAUCAUACCUGAGCCAGCUUGAUCUUAUUCAUUGAGUUUUCCCUCUGGAGUUUUUCUUGUUUGGAAAGCCCUUUGAUGGUGGAAAGAGGAUGGACCAUGGCAGCCAGCAGCAGCAGCAGCAGCACCCAGCCAUGAUACGGCUCUAUGAGGUCCAGCGGGAGGUCCAGUCUCUGGGCCCUCAGGUGUGCACCUUCAGCGGGUUGAAAAACGAGCGGGAGUAUCGGCGGCUGGAGCGCGAGCUGACCCGGCUGCUCCUGGAGGUCGACCAGGUGGACACGGAGGGCAGGGCAGACCUACAGGGGGCACGCAAGAGAGCAGCCCAGGAGGUGGAGGGGCUGCUGCGCUACCUUGAGGAGAACGCCACCCACCCGUCCCGCCUGGCCAUCGAGGAGCUGAGCCGGGAGGCCCAGGGGCUGGUGGAGCAGGGGGUGGUGGAACCACAGCGGGCCGGGGGCACAGCAGAGAUCAGUGAUGAGCUGGUGGAUGCUGUGCAGGAGCUGAUACUGAGGCUCACCCAAGUGAAGACAGGAGGGAGGGUGCCCCUCCGUAAGGCUCGCUAUCGGGCCCUGACACGACUGUGUGCCGUGCAGGACGUGAUCGAGGGGCGCACGCGCCAGCAGACCCUCCCCCUGUCAGAAGAUACACACGUGGCCGUGCAGAGGAUCAACCAGGUGAUGGUGCAGGUGAGUGGGGCGCGCAGCCAGCUGGUGGCACUGCUGAUGGGGCUGAGUGGGAGGGAUAGCUGUGCCCACCUGUCCCGCGUGCUCACUGAGCUCCUGGUGGAGCUGGAUGCCCUCGAUGUGUCGGGGAACGCAGCGGUCCGGAACUACCGCAAACAGGUGGUGGAGGAGAUCAACGGUCUGCUCAAACACCUGGACCUGGAGGGAGAGGGAGACGACACGCGCAGGUAUGACUUGGCGCAGAAUGACUCAAUCCGUCAGAUUGAGGCUGUGCGGGGUCGGGUGGGCCAGCUGCGCGGGGAGGUCCUGCGACACUGUGGGGUGGGCGACCUCUUCAGGCCCAAGCCUGAGCUCCAGAGUCUCCUCACACACCUGGACCAGGUGGACACGGCCCGUAACCCCUGUAUCCGUGAGGCCCGCCGACGUGCUGUGCUGGAGGUCCAGGCUGUCAUCACCUUCCUGGACCUCCGUGAGGCCCUGAUCUGCCGCCAGCCAGGCUCCAACGAGCCCCCACAACACAGGGCUGUGUGGAUGGUCCUGGGCAGCCUGUCAGACCUCCAGGCCCAGGUACUCUGCUUCAACGGCAAGCGGGCCGACAAGAGCUACAUAUUGCUUGAGGAGCUUCUAACUAAACAGCUGCUGGCCCUGGAUGCAGUUGACCCACAGGGUGAUGAGAUGACCAAAGUAGCCCGCAAGCAGGCAGUCAAGUUUGCCCAGAACAUCCUCAGCUAUCUGGACAUGAAGACAGACGAGUGGGAAUACUAAUCCACUGCAAAAGACUAUACAUAGCUGAAGUAUGCGUACGCCGACCUAUUAAAUUGUAUAUAUACACUGGUGUAUCAUCACUCUAAGAGUUGGGGUCUGUACAUUUUGACUAAAUCCCAGAAUGCACUGCAGCAGCGCUUUUGGUCUCUUUGUUGUCAUUGUCGCUGGCCUGUGGGUAAAAACAACAACCCAAGAAAAUUUUUGUGAAAUACAAUUUGGAGAAAAGUGUUAUGACGUGCUUUUGAAAGUUUAUUGAGCAUCUUUUUGAAAUCUACUGUAUGUGUAUGAGUUUUGAUCAGUGUUGUUGUGUGGUUGUAAAGCCUGCGGCCAAAAGCACUGAAGCCUGUUAUGGUGGUGGUCAGAGUAGUUAAGAUCCAGUCACGUCAUCUGUUUUUCAAAAGCAGGAGUGGGACUAGAGCAAUUACAUCUCAAUGGUAUCCAUGUUUUGCUUGACUACUUUGGAGGUCAGUUGUAAAUUAACUCAGCCAAACGAUGUCUGUGAUGUCUCAAAAUACUUCUUUACCGAGAUGAACAGAGAGUGUACAUCAGCACUGUGAGACAAGAUCUUCACCUGUUAAUUUUGCUUAUCCUCUGCUCUCUUUCUUCCUUUAAUCAACACUUCUGAGGCAAACUCCCCAUAACCAUGGCUGGACACACCAGUCUCUGGCAACUGUUCAGGUGACAAAUGAAAAGGAGAGCUUCUUCAUGGCUUUACCCACUGUCCUACAAUAAUGAGGAUGGGCAUGGAACUCAGUGAAGUUAAACGGCCUGUGAGAUCCUUUGUCAACUUGGAGGGUUAGUUAAAGGCCUAGUUAUAAAGAAUGAAUAUUUGUAGACACGAUAAAUUACUAUGUUUGUCUGUAAUUUGUAGCUAAAUGUUGAUUGUGACUUGUGUGUUUGCGAGGCUAUAUCUUGUCUGCAUUGAAUUUAGUGAAGGGGAAAAACAGAGUGUGGAGGUGGUUUUGUUUUUGUCUGUGACUUUUCUAUUGUCAGAGGAGUAUGUCUGGGAGCCCUGGUGAGGGUCACUGAUUUUUACCUUACUAUUAUUAUAGCUGUUGACAGUGAUCACAGUGGACAGGGCAGUCUAAAACCGCUUCAGCAGAGGUAGGGAGCUAUUAGUAAAAAAAAUCUGUCUUUCCUUCCUUUCACCCCCCUUCUGGUGUUUUUAUCCCAAACAAAGCAACCCCCACCAUACUCCACACACAAGCUAGGGAGGGACUGGCUGCUACCUUUUACAAAAGAAUCCUGAAGGCACAAAGACCGGAAAAAGCACUAAAUGGGGGACUGAGGAGCACCUAGGCUAUUGUCACCGUGAGAAAUUUGCACUUUUUACAAAUUUUCAGUAUUAUACCUCAACUGUUUGUAAAUGAACCCCUGCAUGCCUGGUAGAUAGCCCUAAGUACUAACAGAGCAUAAACAGUCCUCAGUUAACUCCCACAGAACUCCCAGACUCUCAACAUGACAGGGGUUAUUCAACCCUUCCCCUGCUGCUGUUGAAAAACAUAUGGCACAAAAACAGUGAAAUCCAGCUACACGGACAUGGGAUGUCUGACUCAUAAGUGAGAUAAUGAUUCGAUUAGACAGUGUUCAGUGUGGCCUUCAUGUAAUGGGUGUUUGUUCACACAGCAAACCUAAUGCUGUCUCAAAACAACCAACCCUGCCAGAUCAGAGGCUAACACUAGCUACUGUUAUAAUUCUCCUCUUGAUCUGCUCACGUACCAGUAGGUGUGAUUAUCAACACACAGUUGCACACAACCUUCCAAAAUUGAACAUACCUCUUAUCUGAAAGCAAUGCAAGGUGUUCUAUCUGAACCACGUAUGCAUCAGUUGCAUCCAGUGUUUGAAAAUGCAUUGAACAUUUUAGGGGUAGAAUGUAUAAUUUUGUCAGUGAAGAAUACCAAAGCUGAUUUAUUUCAAGGAAACUUUUUUAUGUUCUUUACUCUGGUGAACCUUUUGGUUUGCUUAUUUUGGCAGGAAUGUGUAUGUGGGGUACAGUAUUAAAUGUUUUAAUUUGACGAUCUGUUUCUCCAGUCGCCUUUGACUAAGUGGAUUGUGACAGGCUCUGCUGUGUUUCUCAUACAAGAUGCACGUGUACAAACGCACACUGAGGUUUAAAUGAUGUGUGAAUGCUUCAAUAAUAGGUUUGUUUGACUUUUUAUUCCCACUCCAAAAUAAAAAAAGGUGUGUCCCGGA
Oncorhynchus mykiss (rainbow trout) is the source of this 4897-nucleotide messenger RNA. Its product is annotated as BAG family molecular chaperone regulator 5. Gene Ontology annotation, cellular component: membrane; cytosol; nucleus. The record is from RefSeq and is a predicted model, not a curated record. Gene Ontology annotation, molecular function: protein-folding chaperone binding; adenyl-nucleotide exchange factor activity. Gene Ontology annotation, biological process: regulation of inclusion body assembly; protein stabilization; negative regulation of protein ubiquitination. NCBI's taxonomy places the organism in Eukaryota, Metazoa, Chordata, Actinopteri, Salmoniformes, Salmonidae.